Molecule: messenger RNA, 428 nt
Organism: Capsaspora owczarzaki ATCC 30864
Lineage: Eukaryota; Filasterea; Ministeriida; Capsasporidae
Exons: 3
Coding region: 40-309 (89 amino acids)
Cellular component (GO): cytoplasm
Source: RefSeq, a predicted model, not a curated record
GACAGAGGAGGUCAGUCCUUUCCAACGCAAAACUCAAUCAUGUCCGACAUUGUCGUCUACUACUCUGAAGUCUCUGGCAACCAGCAGGUCAAGAAGAACACCCAGUCGCUCUUCUUCAUGUUCGACGGCAAGAAGAUUGCCUACAAGAAGGUCGACGUCUCGAUCGACGACGCUGGCAAGAACUACAUGCAGUCCAAGAGCCACAAGCGCGACCUUCCCCAGGUCUUUGUCAACGGCGAGUUCAAGGGCGUUUACGACGACGUCGUCGAGGCUAACGAGUCUGGCGAGCUUGAGAAGUUCCUGUCGUAAAGCACCUUCCCUUCUGUUUCUUUUUCUUUUUUUUUUUGCGAUUGUGCUGUUCGAUUGUAAAUCCUUGCCGCUUGAAUUUAUGAUCAAUGAAGGAAGCAAUUUCGCAAUCAACAACGAAC